Messenger RNA from Sabethes cyaneus, 2296 nucleotides. Its product is annotated as SAM50-like protein CG7639. Lineage: Eukaryota; Metazoa; Arthropoda; Insecta; Diptera; Culicidae. Gene Ontology annotation, cellular component: SAM complex; outer membrane. The transcript has 7 exons. Gene Ontology annotation, biological process: protein insertion into mitochondrial outer membrane; mitochondrial respiratory chain complex assembly. Bases 169 to 1503 code for a protein of 444 amino acids. The record is from RefSeq and is a predicted model, not a curated record.
CCUUAUCGAAAGCCGCAUUACCAUUUCUCAAUAUACUAAGUAGUUUGCAGUAAAACUAUGGUGAAAUUGGUAAAAUAAAACUUAGUUCAACAUUUUCUAUUGUUGGUUAAAGUAGAAAAGCUGCGGUAGUUCCGAAAAACGAUUAUAUAAUCCGAAAGCAUUCCAGCCAUGGGGAGCGGUAAAUCUAAAGAGUCUCACCCGGCUGACAAGAAAAACAACAUUGAUUUUACUCGCUUUAAAGCAAGAGUAGACCGCAUUAAUAUCAGUGGUUUAAGUAGGACUUACGAUGACUACGUCCAGCGCUCUGUUGCAAACCUGUUUAAAGCCUCAAACUUUCAGGAUGUUAUCAUCGAAACGACGAACGCAAAGGAUAACUUAAUGCAGCUAGGUAUUUUCAAAAACUUGAAAAUAAAGAUCGAUGUCAGUAAAGGAAGUGACGCAACCAAAAAUGGUUACGAAGUAACAUUCAACGGCGACGAGCUUUCUCGUCUUACCGGUAGCAUCGGAACAGAAUUAGGACAAAACGAUGGGGCAGCCACUGCAGAGCUAACAUCACCCAAUGUGUUUGGCCGAGGGGAACGUGUUAGUUUGAAUUAUAGCUACAGUUACGUGAGAAGUAGUGUACUUAACCUGCGUUUUACGAAACCAUACUAUCAUACCAUUGUUGGAGAAUACAACCCAGAAGCAUCAAUAUCAAUUUUCAAGCAUUCUUCGCCAACACCCUGGACUAAGUUUCGAACCGAAGAAUCUGGAAUAUUGCUGGACUUCUCAUUUACGUUGCCGUUUAAUUUAAGCAAUAGCUUUCAGUACGAGGUUGGUGUGAAGGAAAUAUUUGCAAUGGACAAGUUUACACCAUUUUUUGUUCGGGAGCACUGUGGACCCAAAUUGGCCAGCAUCAUUCGAUACAUUGGCACUUUUGAAACACGUGAUAGCAAUGUAUUUCCUACCAACGGUGUACUGAUAAAAACUACCAACGAACUUAUGGGAAGCACACUUAGUCAAUUCGGCGUGAUGAAAUCCGACGUUCAUUGCGAAAUGAACGUACCGCUCUUUGCUGGAAUAUCACUUCAGUUGAGCGGACGAGUAGGAAUGUUACUGAACGACAUGCGGAAAGAGGCGAUUCCUAUCAAUUCUUUAUUCUUUUUGGGUGGCCCACAAUCGCUGCGUGGAUUUGAGCUUGCUGGAGCUGGUCCCCUUCGCGAAGGAGUUGCCGCGGGUUGUACGUCCUACUGGGCAUCUGGACUACAUCUGUGGAGUCCUUUACCUUUCAGCAGUUAUUUCGGUGGAUUUGGUAAACUCUUCAGGACGCAUUUGUUCUACAAUUUCGGAACGUGCAAUACAUUUACUACUGACAAGCUGCGUAGUACGGCUGGAGCUGGGAUAGCAUUUAGGAUAGGACAAAAAGCGCGCAUUGAAUUCAACUACUGCCAACCACUGUCUUUUGAAAGUGGAGAUCGGGUUAAGCGAGGAUUUCAGUUCGGUAUCGGUUAUGAGUUUAUUUAAGUAGAUAGGUACUUAUUCGAAAUACAAACCGCUAGAGCCUUGCUACCGCUACCUUGUUCUAUUCGCGUCCUGGUUGAUCGAAAACAUGGUCUUGAGAGGUUUGUUUCAAUUACCAAACGUUAGUUUAAUAACAGUAAUCUAAAAAGUCAGUGUGUUAUAUUUGUUUGCUAUAUUAAAAUCCAAUAGAAUAAUUUGUUUGAAAGAAUUACUUACAUUAAGAGUAGGUGUCAGGUGCUUCAAUGCAGAUAAAACAGUUUGUCUUAAAUAGCAGUCUCUCGUUCGGAAUUAACUGUGUAAAUGUACUACGUGAUUCAGUAAUCCUGGCAAGCACUGUAAAUCAGGCUGUCCUUUUUGAGGACAUGUUAAGUAAAACCUUCCGAAUUCAAUUGUGGCGAGGAAAGCAUUUCUAAUGUUUCAAGAAGCGGUUAUAUAGGAUAUAUAUGCUUUGGAAGGAAUGUAUAUUAAAGCAGUGCAAAGAUUUUUUAUUACGCAUUGUUGACAAUCAGGGCAUUUAAAAUAACAGGAAGGCUAUUUCGAUAGAGAGAAGAGCUCUUUCUAUUACAUUCUAUUUUCUAUUGUUAUUCUUCUUUCUAUUAGCAUUUGACCGAUGAGUAAAAAAGCAAAGCAACGAAAUGUGAAUCAAAGCAAGAAAAUACUGCAAUCAAAACGAGAAAUGCAGGCUAACUUCGAUCCUUUCUGGGUUUCCUUAACUCAACGAGGUCCCAGGGCUUUACACUCAAUGACUUUACUCAAUGAAAGAUUCGUACUCCUGAUUUCAAGUGUGAUGAAGUAA